AUGCGGGAGCUUCUCUCCCGUGUGGAGGCGAUUCACGAGGCUACCAGGAAGCCCUACGAGGAAACCCAAGGCGCCAGUUUUCGGCGAAGGGAGGGCGAGCUGGAGGAAAGGAAAAGGCAGCGGCAGUUUGAAAAGCUUUCCCCGUUUAAACAGGCAGAGCUUAAAUGCAUGGAGUGCGUCGCGGAGCUGCGCUUUUGUUUGCGGGUUUGCAGCAAUCUCGAAGCGUCGUCGUCGUCAUCGGACAAGAGGAGCUCCGAGAGGGCGGUCGCGCAGGCACGUUUAGCUGCUCGACGCGCGCAUCAACGGCUUCGAACGCUUCAUCAGGAGGUGGAGCGGCUGCAUCGCGCGCGCUCGAAUUUAAAUCAAUCGUCUCCCCGAUUUCUUCCUUCUCCUCCGACGACGAUAUCCACCAGAGAGAAUCAACGAGAAGAGGACGAGGAGGAAGAGGAUUUCAAGAAAUUGUGCGAUCAUGUCGAGCGGGCGCGUCAAUGGUAUCGGGAGGAGUUCCGCAUCAUGGUGGUCUCCUCCGCAGAAAGUCCGCGGCCCUUUUCGUAUCUUCGAUCCUCCUCCCACGCCGCGGAUCCCCACUCCGACGACGACGAUGAAACCCACCCGUUGCUUCACGAAGGCCGCGGCGAAGACGCCCACCCACCUGUCAGAACGCGGGAAAAUGCACCCCUUCUCGAGCGUCGGGAGGAGGUGGAGAAACGCAUGAUUCGAUACGCGCGCGAGGACGCGGAGUUUCGAACGUUUUUUGAAUCCCUCCGACAAAACGACGCGUUGAUGGAUCAGGCCCUGGAUCGGAUCGAAGCCAGCGUUUACCGUUUGCGCGAUCACGCCAUGGGGGUUUCUCACGAGCUGGACGCGCAACAGGUGUUGUUGAAUGAAACGGAAGUGCGUGUGAAUGAAAACGAGCGCGAAUUGCGCAGCCUAAAUCGACGUCUUCAACGUAGCAUCUCGGAGGUGAAAUCCUCCACGGUGGGCUCCUAUGUCUUUUGCACGCUAUGCUUGCUAUUUGUUCUGAGUCUGUUGAUACGUGUUGCAAGUUAA
Messenger RNA from Phytomonas sp. EM1, 1050 nucleotides. The record is from the annotation of a GenBank genome assembly. NCBI's taxonomy places the organism in Eukaryota, Euglenozoa, Kinetoplastea, Trypanosomatida, Trypanosomatidae.